Molecule: messenger RNA, 1297 nt
Organism: Sycon ciliatum
Lineage: Eukaryota; Metazoa; Porifera; Calcarea; Leucosolenida; Sycettidae
Product: peptidase inhibitor 15-like
Exons: 1
Coding region: 276-950 (224 amino acids)
Cellular component (GO): extracellular region
Source: RefSeq, a predicted model, not a curated record
AGGGCUGUGUCAGAAGAACGUCCACUUGCUAAGGACUGCAAUGAACUUUCGUCUACAUGUGGUUAAAUACACUCGCUGUUAAAUGCUAACCAACUCCUUCUUUCGAAGGGUAGUCGAGCUGGGGUGAGUGUCUCUUUGCUUUUGACUCUCGUAGGUUCUAAGGGCCAUCUGUCUUAUCAGUUUGUUGGGGGCGAGGCCAAUUCCUUAGCCGUAGGGUCACCCUCCGGUGGCAUUCAUUUUGUGAACGUGGAACCUGCCAAAUACUUUCUGACAGGAUGAGCUCAACCGUGGUCGGAGGAGUGAUGCUUUGCCUUUUGGGCUGCGUCUUGGGCGCUCAUGUGGCAAUGGUUGCAGGAUCAUUGAGUCGUCCCCAGGUGUACGACCUGCUCCGACUCCAUAACCGCCUCCGCUCGGACGUGUCGCCGACACCCUGCCAGCAACUGCGACCGCUGGUUUGGAGUUUGGAGUUGGCACAAGUUGCACAGCGCUAUGCCAGUUCAUGCAACUGGGAGCACAACCCACGGCGGAGCACCCAGGCCACGAAGUUUGCUCGGGUGGGCGAGAACCUGGCGUACAGCACGGCCACGCGUGACAGCGUGUUGGACCUAGUGCAGGCCUGGUACGACGAAAUCGACGACUACACGCUGUCGACGAAUCAAUGCCACGCCAGACCGUGCGGACACUUCACACAGAUUGUCUGGAACACGACAACACACGUUGGAUGUGGCAUGCAUGUGUGCCCUACAUCGUCAACGAAACACUUAACGCUCAACCCCCGGCAGUACCCACAGGUCCUGAUUCUCGUCUGCAACUACGGACCAGCAGGUAACUGGGCUGGUCGGGCCCCCUACUCGGCUUGCAGCGGCAGUGGGCGCCUUCUCCAUGCAAUCACACCUGCACUCAUACAUACGUAUGUUGCUCUUCUUGUGCUUAGAGCUGCGUUUCAAUAGAGCAUAUUGUGCAAUAUUGUACGAAGUACAUUCAUCGAUAACAUAUUGUUAGUCUUGUUAGUUCUUUCCUCACGUUCUUUUCUUGUCGUGAAAGGUGAUGAAGCACAAUCCAUACCACCACUGGUGCACACAUCAUGUGAAAAGGGUCAUGCAAUAUCAAGAGCAGUACGAGGCAGCCUCACGGGCAUGUGUCCUAAUUUCUUAUUAACCCUUUGGAGUUGAUCGUUCCUUUAGGAACGGUCGAUCGUUCCUUUAGGAACGGUGCCCAUGCCACUGUUAUACUUUAAUCCGAUCAGAUUGUGCUGUAUGAAGAUCUGACCAUGUCCAUCAGAUUAAUCUAUUCUGUA